Echinostoma caproni is the source of this 663-nucleotide messenger RNA. NCBI's taxonomy places the organism in Eukaryota, Metazoa, Platyhelminthes, Trematoda, Plagiorchiida, Echinostomatidae. The record is from the annotation of a GenBank genome assembly.
AAUAUAUAUAUAUAUCCAUCACACAUUCCAACUUAUUUUGUUCUACAAUUGGAACAAACACUUCGAAACGAUUCUGCUUCCUAUGCCACAUUCUCAACCAAAACGUCGACAGCAGCAAGGGCUCGUGGUUCGGUCUCUUGGUCCACUGUCUCGGUCAGUCCUCUUAGUUCCACAUCCACCGCUCGUUCCGGCUUGGAAAUAGCAGCACCGGAAGACACGGCCGAUGCACGUAUUGUGUUCGAGCCAACACCUCCACCCACAAGCAACGGGGCCCCCGGUUCGGAAGAGGCACUACUCAACCGAUCAUCUGUGCUCUUUGUUGCCGUGUCUUUCAUCUUGUUGAUGGUUAUAAGCCUCGCUUGGCUCGUGUUUUACUAUGUGCAACGAUUUCGUUAUUUGCACAGUAAAGAGCGUGUGUCGGUAACAAUGGGUUUAACAUGUGUUCUUCAGAUUAACUGGUUAACUCGACUAUUCUUCCUCUCUGUCACCUAUUUGUCAUUAUCACUAAUUGGCUUUUCACUCCGUGGCUUUCGGGUAGUUGCGUUGACUCAUAGAAUGUGUGUGUGCGAACCAGUGUUAAUUGUGAAUGAUGCAACUCAGCGGUUCAAGUUGGGGGUUCAACUUCAGUCGGUGUCUCAGUCGGUAAAAAUGCUUAAGGAGUAA